Molecule: messenger RNA, 642 nt
Organism: Sclerotinia borealis F-4128
Lineage: Eukaryota; Fungi; Ascomycota; Leotiomycetes; Helotiales; Sclerotiniaceae
Source: the annotation of a GenBank genome assembly
AUGCCCUCCUCCUCCUCCUCCCCCUCCUUCACCAUCCCCAAUAUUGGAACUGCGAAUCUCACCGCCAUCAUCGCCACUUCUUCGCUCUACAUAUAUCUCAUUGCACUGCAUUUACAUCAACAGAAGACCUUGUUAAGAUACCAGGAGUCGCGAGAAUUAGAACAAGAACAGAAAGAACAGCAAGAACGCGAACGCGUGAGACAUUCACAAUUGCAGCAGGCGCAAGCGCAAACGCAAACGCAAACGCAAACGCGAUAUAAUAAUCAAAGAGAAGAAUACACGACGGAUCCAAUUGCAUUUGAAAGGUCGCGACAAUUUUGUGAGGAUCAGAGACAAUACUACACAAACACGGGGACGAAUACAUAUCGAACGAACCCAAGCACCAUGUCCAAAACCUUUUCACCCUCGGAAGUGGCGGCUCAUUCUAAAGAUGCGGAGGAUGGACUGUAUAUUAUCAUCGACGAGAAUGUGUAUGAUAUUACCAAUUUCCUCGAAGAACAUCCCGGCGGUGCAAAAAUCCUCAAACGCGUCGCGGGCAAAGAUGCCUCGAAACAGUUUUGGAAAUAUCAUAAUGAGGGUGUGUUGAAGAAGUAUGGGGAGAAAUUGAAGAUUGGGAGUGUGGGGGAAAAGGCAAAGUUAUAG